Molecule: messenger RNA, 1095 nt
Organism: Rotaria sp. Silwood1
Lineage: Eukaryota; Metazoa; Rotifera; Eurotatoria; Philodinida; Philodinidae
Source: the annotation of a GenBank genome assembly
AUGAAACAUACAAUGGAUGAUGGUGUUCUUCAAACAAAUCUUUUACACGCAUUUCAAAAAAAUAAAAUAAUGCAAGGAAAAUUAAAUGAACGUCAACGUUCAUAUUAUGUAGAUUUAAUUAAAGAUAUGCAAGAUUAUAAGUUAAAAGAAAAAUUAAAUAAAGAAUUAUUAUAUACAUGGAAAAAAGAAAGUUAUGUUCGACAAUUAAAAAAAAACUUACAAGAAUAUGAACGAAAACGUUUUGGUGUAAGAGAUGCUUAUUAUGAAUAUCAAGCAAGAAAUUUAGAUUCUAUUAUAGCUGGUCAACAAGGUCUUGUUAUACCACCGAAAGAAGAAGAACGUCGUUUAAAUAUUAAUACAAAAUUCCGUCAAUUUCUGGCAGAUUAUCCACUUCAAACAAAAUCAUCAACGCGUGUUGUUCAAUCAGCUAAUCCUGUUACGAUUCCAAUAAAAGAAGAACAAAAGCAAGAAGAUGAAGAUGCUCGUGCUGUAGAAGAAACAUGGAAACAAAUUCAUGCACAAUCAGCUGUAGGUUUACGAAGAAAACGACCAAAACUAUUGCCAACUAUUCAACGUUCAUCAACAAUGGAUGAAAUUAGACGAAAUAAUACUCUAAAUAAAAUUCUUAUUCCACCGACUGUAGCUAUUGUAUCUAGUCUACUUGUUACUACAACUCCAGAGUUAGUUAAUCUACCAUCAGAAGACAAAGAUAAAACCGCAUUAGUACCAUCAAAAUCAACACCCAUUGUCUCGUCAAUGGUUGAAGGUAUUGAACCAGUACUAAUUUCGUCUGAAACAUUACAAAAACAGACUCGAGCUGAUCUUGUUACAAUGCGUAGUGUACGACGACCACAAAAAAAUCCAAUAGAUUUAAAUAUGACUUUUGAAUCACGAAAGCGUAUUUAUCAAAUAAAUAAACGUAUGUGUGGUUAUCAAUUAUGUCAUCGUAAAUGUGCUUUACAAUAUAAUUCGCGAUUUGAUCGACCACAACAAAUAGAUGCAGCUGAUGAUGACGAAAAUUUACUUAUUGAAAUGAAUGAAAUUACUCGACGAAGAUAUGAAGAUAGACAUCAAUCGGAUAAAGCUUUUGUUUAA